Triticum aestivum (bread wheat) is the source of this 6159-nucleotide messenger RNA. RefSeq names its product ABC transporter G family member 45. The record is from RefSeq and is a predicted model, not a curated record. The transcript has 22 exons. The coding region runs from base 1895 to 5938 and encodes 1347 amino acids. NCBI's taxonomy places the organism in Eukaryota, Viridiplantae, Streptophyta, Magnoliopsida, Poales, Poaceae. Gene Ontology annotation, cellular component: membrane. Gene Ontology annotation, molecular function: ABC-type transporter activity; ATP hydrolysis activity; ATP binding.
CGCGGGAUGCGGUGGAUCUCCUGGAGCACAGCGCUGGCGUGGGACGCAGCGGCAGCAAGGCGGACGGCCGCGCUGACGGUGUGGGCGGGUGCUGGGUUUGCGGUUGCUGCACGGCUUGGCUGGGCGCGGGCGGUGCCCGGCUGUUCCUCUGUGGUGGUGGUGGUCGGCUGGGGGACGAGCUGGGCAGGGUGGGGCUCGUUGUGGCGUUGCCCUGCUCUAGCUCGUAUGGAUCUUGGUGGUGGCACCGGCCAACGACGCGGCUUUGGUGGCUCGAGCAGCAGUGGCGGCAUCUUCCCUUCUCCUAGGUCCGAGCCGGUGAAGGUUGGGACCUAGGGUCUAUGCUCGGGCGGGCCAGAUCUGGGCCCGAUGCGGAUCGGAGCUUCCGGUCCGGGUAGGUGAGGAUGGGCUUGGUCCGGGUGGCGGUCGGUGGCGGCGUCUUCCGGGCUCUCCGGUUGGCUAUGGGGCUGCGCGGCUAUUGCAGUUUGGUGGCGGUGCGAUCCGGGUUGUGGACGUCUUUGGUGUGCGGCGUGGAUCUGGUUAGUGGUGGUGGACGACUACUGGCGCAUGGAUACGAGAGGUUGAAUCGGUCCACGUUGGUUUCGUUCACGUUGUGCUUUUCGUGUCUGAUGCUUGUUUAUGGCGUCGGUCCGAGCUCGACUCUUCGGGUGUUGCUGUGUCAUCGAACGGAUCGGCUUCGAAGACCAUGGGCAUAGCAUCGUUCGAGCUUGCUCGGUGGUGGCCGUCGGCAGCCACUGGGUUGCAUUCCCACGGUCCACCGGGACCAGCAGGUGAGGCAAGUGUGGGCGCCUCCUACUGUGGAUGCGCUAACCCAGACCCGGUGGCUGAUGCCGGGCUAGGAGUGAAAGGAGGUCCCUUUUACUCCUACUACCAUGGUGGGGGGUCAUGAUGUGUAUGACUGGUGGUGUCCGGGGCCAUGGAUGCCGGGACUAUGGUCUUGGAUGGCGGGCCUCGUGGUUGGCUUUCUAGCAGGCCCUGUGGUGGCGGUGUGGCGGUGGUGACUCUACUUCUUGGUCGUGUGGGCGGCAUGGGGUGGAGUGAUGGGAGGCUCGAGGCUGCUCUGGCAGUGCCUAGAUCUGGUGUGGACGGGCUGGCCCUUGUAGAGGUGUUGAUCGGCACUCCUCCUGGUGGCAUUGGCAAGCUCUAGAGCGAAAGCUUCGCACUAUUUGGCGCAGACGUCGGCGGCGCCUGUGCCUGCUGUUUGCUUCUUGGAGUUGUCGUCGAGGCUCUCGUUAGGUCAGGGCUCCGGGUGAAAACCUAUGUUUGUUUGCUUGGACUCGGCAACGGCGACGCUGCGCGCCGUCACCUUCGGGGCGUUGUCGUGGAGCUCAGGAGUUGUCGGUCGGAUCUCGGAUAGGUGUUAGCUUGUUCUAGGUUAAUAUUGUAUCUUUUGAUCUGCUUUGUAAGAGGGCUUCCUCACCACACUGUAUCGUUCGGCCUGUACUUUGUUAUGUUGCUUUAUUGAUAAAGAGGGACGAAAGUCUGUUUUGAGAGAGAGAUGUCUGCCAACAAACACGUACACACGUACACGUAUUACCUAAAGUCCACCCGGCCGGAUCAAACCUUUCAAACUUGAAGCAUGCAUGCAAUCGGAUCGUGAUCGUGAUCGUGAUAGCCGGUGAUCGAUGGUCUGAGGCUGAUCGAUCGCGUGGAGAAAUAAAGAAAAGAUACUAGCUAGCUAGGGGAAGUGGGCACUUUGCUAUCCAACCCAAGACUUACGUUUCUUUAUUUCUCCACGCGAUCGAUGAGCCUCCAAACUAUCAAUAAGUAGUUUCGCGCGCUGACCCAAACUAGUUAUCCAUGAGGACAAGCAGCCAAGCUAGCCACUUGCAAUCUGCGCGCGAGGAUCAUACAUAUCGUUUGCUCGCAGCCGGAAAUGGCGGCAACGAUGGCGGAGGGCGAGCCGCCGCCGUUCACCCAUGAGGACAAUCGCCGCUUCCUCCAGAUGCUCCGCGACAAGAAGCAAAUGCUGGGAAUCGGCAGCCCCAAGGUGGAGGUGCAGUUCCAGGACCUCACCGUGGAGACUUACGUGCGCAUCGGCCGCCGGGAGCUGCCGACGCUGCCCAACUGCGUCGUCAACGCCGCCCAGGAGUUGGCAUCAUAUUCGCACAUGUGCACACCAAGGAAAAGAGCGGUCAAAAUUAUAAAUGCAGCAAGUGGAACAAUUCGACCAUCAAGGAUGACACUUCUACUGGGAGCACCUGGUUCCGGGAAAACAACCUUUUUAAAAGCAUUGGCAGGAAAGCUGGAUUUGUCUUUGAAGCGCAAAGGAAAGCUCAUGUACAAUGGAGAUGAAGUGAAUUCCUCAACACCACAACACAUGCAUGCUUACAUUAGCCAGUAUGAUCUUCACCAUGCUGAGAUGACGGUCAGAGAGACGAUUGAUUUUGCAUCCAAUAUGUUGGGAACCAACAAUGAAUUCGUUCUCAUAUUUGGAAUGGAAACCAUAGAGAUGAUUGGAGAAGCAGCAAGAAGAAAACAUGAUGUUGUAAACGAAGUUGACAAAAAUCUUGACUCAUUUAUUAAGGCUACCACAUUUGGAGAAGGAAGAAACCUUACAACAAACUACAUUAUCAAGAUACUUGGUUUGUCUGAGUGUACAGAUACCCUAGUGGGGGAUGAGAUGAGGAGAGGCAUAUCUGGAGGACAAAAGAAAAGAUUAACAAUCGGAGAAAUGCUAGUUGGUCUAGCAAAAUGCUUCUUUAUGGAUGAUAUUUCAACUGGUCUUGAUAGCUCCACGACGUACGAGAUCAUAAAAGUUAUACAACAAAUGGCUCAUUUACUAGAUCUCACGGUGGUUAUUUCCUUGCUUCAACCACCUCCUGAGACAUUGGAAUUAUUUGACGACAUAAUUCUUUUAUGUGAGGGUCAAAUUGUAUACCAGGGCCCUCGAGAAAAUGCUACUGAUUUCUUUGAGAUUAUGGGAUUCAAAUGCCCCGAAAGGAAGAAUAUAGCCGAUUUCCUUCAAGAGGUGACCUCCAUGAUGGACCAAAAGCAAUAUUGGAUUGGUGAACAACAUAGGUAUCACUACCAUUCAAUUGAAAAAUUUGCGGAAUCAUUCCGUUCAUCCUAUCUCCCUCGACUUGUACAAGACAAACUUUUACUGCCAAAUACUAAUACAAUAAAGGGCGAGGUGGUAAAAACUGGUUCAGGUCUCUCCAGAUGGAAUGUUUUCAAGGCAUGUUUUUCAAGGGAAGUACUACUUCUGAAAAGAAACUCCCCAAUACACAUAUUCACAACCAUACAGAUAACUAUCCUUGCUUUGGUGAUAUCGACUAUUUUCCUUCGAACAAAUAUGAACCACAAAUCUAUACUUGAUGCCAACAAGUAUGUUGGAGCUCUCUUUAUUGCUGUUAUGCUAGUAAAUUUCAAUGGCAUGAUUGAAAUUGCAAUGACAAUCAAGAGACUUCCCACUUUCUACAAACAAAGAGAGUUACUAGCAUUGCCAGGAUGGGCACUCCUUACUCCAAAUUUCCUUCUUAGUAUCCCAAUAUCACUUAUGCAGACAGGUCUUUGGACUAGCUUAACCUACUAUUUGAUUGGCUAUGCACCUUCCUUUAUCAGAUUCAUGAAGCACUUCUUGGUACUUUUUUCCAUGCAUCAAACAUCAAUGGGCAUGUGUCGUUUGUUAGCAGCAGUGGCAAGGACGCUAGUAAUGGCCAACGUUCUAGCAACCACAACCCUUAUAGCAAUCUUUAUAUUUGGAGGCAUCGUCAUUUCAAAAGAUGAUCUCAAACAAUGGUUACAGUGGGGAUAUUGGACAUCACCAUUCGCCUAUGCGCAGAAUGCAAUCUCUUUAAAUGAGUUCCUUGAUGAAAGAUGGGCUACAGAAUUUCAUUAUGAAAAUGCUAAUACGAUUGGUGAAGCUAUCCUCAAGAUCAGGGGUUUUCUCACGGAGUCGCACUGGUAUUGGAUUUGUGUCAGCGUUUUAUUUGGAUUCGCGCUCGUCUUCAAUAUACUCAGUAUAUUUGCACUGGAGUUCUUGAACUCACCACAUAAACGUGAAGUUCACACCAAUGCCACGGAUACAAUGAUGGAGUGUGCAACAACAAAAAAUGGAUCUCACGAUGCAUCAAUUCCACAAGGUGUCCUUCCAUUUCAGCCUCUUUCCUUUGCAUUCGAUGCUAUCAACUAUUCUGUCGAUAUGCCUAAGGAGAUGAUGAAGUAUGGAGUAACAGAGAAAAAACUUCAUCUACUACAAGAUGUCAGCGGUGCUUUCAGGCCAGGAGUGCUAACAGCUCUGAUGGGGAUCACUGGUGCUGGAAAGACAACAUUGCUCGAUGUUUUGGCCGGAAGAAAAACCGGAGGGUAUAUUGAAGGUACUAUCAAGGUAGCAGGAUACCCAAAGAAGCAAGAGACAUUUUCAAGGAUCUCGGGCUAUUGUGAACAAAGUGACAUUCACUCCCCUAACCUCACUGUAUACGAGUCACUUCAGUUUUCUGCAAGACUUCGCUUGCCUUCGGAAGUUACAUCGCACCAAAGAGAUAUGUUUAUACAUGAAGUGAUGCACCUAGUUGAGUUAACUAGAUUGAAGAAUGCAAUGGUGGGUCUGCCAGGAGCAACUGGCCUGUCAGCUGAGCAACGAAAAAGGCUAACAAUGGCCGUGGAGCUGGUAGCUAGUCCCUCCAUCAUAUUUAUGGAUGAGCCAACCACUGGCUUGGAUGCCCGUUCUGCAGCAAUUGUCAUGAGAGCUGUAAGAAAGACAGUGGACACGGGACGAACUAUUGUAUGCACAAUUCAUCAACCAAGCAUUGAGAUAUUUGAAUCAUUUGAUGAGCUUCUACUUAUGAAAAGAGGUGGUCGGAUCAUAUAUAGUGGUUCACUAGGCCCACAUUCUUGCAACAUGAUAGAUUAUUUCGAGGCUAUACCCUGUGUUCCUAGAAUAAAAGAGGGACAAAACCCAGCAGCAUGGAUGUUGAAUGUUAGUUCAAACACAACAGAAUACGAGAUUGGACUGGACUAUGCAGAAAUUUAUCGACGCUCCUCUCUAUACAAGGAGAACAUGAUUCUAGUUGACGAGCUUGGAAAACCAACACCCGGCAUAGAGGAUCUACAUUUUCCUCCAAUAUACUGGCAGAACUUUAGCGCACAAUGCAUGGCUUGCUUGUGGAAACAAAGAUGUGCAUAUUGGAAAAACCCGGAACAUAAUGUUGCUCGAUUCCUAAACACGUUUGUUCAAUCAACUAUGUUUGGAGUUGUAUUUUGGCAAACUGGAUCAACAAUUAAACAGCAACAAGAUAUAUUCAACAUACUAGGACUCAUAUAUGGAACAUCACUAUUUCUGGGCUUCAAUAAUUGCACUAUGUUACAACCAGUUGUGGCCGUGGAGAGGGUUGUUCUCUAUCGAGAAAAGGCGGCAGGCACAUACUCCACCUUGGCCUAUGCCAUAGCUCAGGUGGCAAUUGAAUUGCCUUACAUGCUUGUCCAAGUGUUCAUGUUUGCGGCAAUCAUUUACCCAAUGAUUGGAUUCCAAAUGACCAUUGGCAAGUUCUUUGAGUUUAUCCUUUACAUGGUGCUAAGUUACAUGUACUACACACUCUUCGGGAUGAUGACAGUAGCACUGACACCAAACGUGGAGAUAGCUUCUGGAUUAGUCUAUCUUAUCUUCCUCUUUUGGAAUGUCUUCUCUGGCUUCGUCGUUGGAAGAUUGCUAAUCCCGGUGUGGUGGAGGUGGGCGUAUUGGGCAAAUCCAUCAGCAUGGACGGUGUAUGCGCUCAUGUUCUCGCAGCUGGGCGAUCGUACGGAGCUGAUUCUUGUGCCCGGGCUGCCAUACCAGACAGUGCGGGAGUUCCUGGAGAGCUACCUUGGCCUCGAGGAUGUCUACAUGAACCUUGUCACCUACCUGCAUGUGGCCAUUAUCGCCUUGUUCACCAUUGUCUUCUUUAUCUCCUUGAAGUACCUCAAUUUCCAGCGGAGAUAGAACAAACAAAAUGAAUGGUGUCAUCUGAAUUACAAGUACACUAAGUGAUAAACCACUUUACUGUAUAAAGCUAAGAGAAGAGAAGUGCCCAAUUAAUUAUAAAUAAACACAUGAGCACAAUGAUGUUGGUUCAAGAGGAAAUGUUGAAGUAAUCACCAUAUUUGAGUGAGAAGUUGUAUAUGUACUCUCUCCAUUCUAAAUAAAUUGUAAUUUUAGUAUUG